AUGAUCGUCAUACUCAAGCAGUGCGCCUCGCCAGAGGGAUCGCUUCUCGUCGCCAGUCCUUGCUCCGACCUUGCCUUCCGCGAGUUUGCAUCCGAGGACCUGCCUCGGCCCGAAUUCCGCCAGAACCCCAUCUACAACGCGUACGCCAACCAGAUCCUGCGAAGCAGGCCAUCGUCCAUCUCGGUCAAGUCCGGCCAGAGCAGCCAGUCCUCAAUUGCCAUCCCGGUGGGCACUGCGAUGUACGAGAAGACGCAUAUAUCCCUCUUGCGAUCUCAGGUCGCGAUGCGGAACUUGAUCAUGAAGCUUGCGGGGCAGGUCAUCUUCUACCUCUCGGCGACAAACUGGAACCCCGUCUUCCAGCGGCUACGCUCGCGGAUUCAUGUCCUCGCAAACGCAACCGACGAAAUCAAGGAUACCAAUAUCGACCUCGAACUUCUGUAUCACUGCGCACUCGACCGUUCAAGGCUUGUUCAAGUGCUGAACGAGCUCUCCUCGCUCCUUGUAAAUAUGAAGCAAGAUCACCAACUUGCUAUCGCCGUACCUUUGCGAACCGCGAUAUGGAAUUGGAUACGCCUUUUCCCGGGCGAGUUCAACGAUGCGAUACGUGUGCGUGGUCGUCUGGAGGGCGCCCCGGAGCGCGUCUUCGACCUCCUGUACACCAAGAACCAGCUUGGUGUGGAGAGGUCCAUUUGGCCAACCCUCUUGAUCCUGAAUUGUAUCUCGUCCGAUCGGCUCAUGCCCGAGUUGUCCGACAUGAAGUCGUAUGGACGAGGAAAGGCGACACGCAAGGAUACGAAGUUUUAUGACGAUCUAUUUACGCACGGCUAUUCGAAUCCCAAGACCCAGGAGGUUGGCCUGGCAUGCACGCUCGACCUCUGUCGCGCUGCCAGUUAUGUGGACUCGGCCGACGAUGUGCCACUUCGACUACUGGCCUACGACGUCGCGCACGAGAUCAAGCUGAACCGUUUCCAGAACAAGCGAGACAUCUUCGAUGCGAAGGAGGAAAUUGACGUCGCGCUGUGCGCGGAGGUCCUGGUGGCCACGUAUCGUUUCCUACCUGAAGAAGAUUCUAUACCGCUCUUUUUACGGUGCUGCGAGCCUGAGCGCUCGGAAGCCUUCAAAGCCUGCGCUGCGCGCGCGUUCCUUACUUUGGUGCAGGAGUCUGUUCGCAUACCGUGGCAAAAGCCCCUCGACAAGUUGCGCAUCGCUGUUGCGCCGCGAUUCAGGGAGAUCUACAAGACGGCAAGCAUGCGCAAACCCGAAGUCGACGCUUACGGUAACCUCAAGCGCCUGCACACCCGGCCGAAAGCAAGGCGCGUCAACGGCGAGCCGCUGACCGAUCGCGAAGUCCUCUUGCUCUCGGUUAUCGCCGUAUGGCGGACGGACCCGGAGCUCUUCGUCGCUGGCAUCCGCGACGAAAAGGGCCCCGACUUUUUGAAGGCCGUCGUGAAGCUCUGGGACCCUGCUAUCGACGCGUCGGUGACGUUGGCGGGCAGCAACAUGUACAAGGUCAUGUGCGACUAUGCGUACUCGUUGCCGCCGGAACAUCCAGAUUUGCACUUCCUCGUCUCGAUCUCGAAGCAUACUGUGCCUUCCAUGCUCGUCUGCGUCAGCGCGAGCUUGUUGGGCGACAGGCUGGACACGCAAACGGAGAAGCUCUGGCUCGGCGUCUUGCACGGGUUCCUUGACCUGUACAUGCGCAAGACUGAUAACGAGCAUCUGUUGGACCUACAGCAAGACCCAGGCAGAAUACCAGGCUUGAUCCUCACCGAGGUCGCCUUCCUCGUCUGCCUGGCAUCUGCGGACAAUAACGCGUCCAACAUGGCUGCGCGGGGCCUGCGCCUUCUGGCUCACCUUCAGAGGGACCCAGAGUAUGCAUCCGCAUCUUGCACGGCUCAGGAGGAGGAGAACUCGAAGCGGGAGUUAGUGUACGAUCAGCUCGGCGACCCGAAGAUUACCAUUGUCGGACGCGUCGGUCAUCAGAAGCGGAUACGGAAGCUGCUGCGUCUCAUCGCGAAGCCUUGCUCGAUGCACAUUGCGGUCUGGGAAGAGUGCUACUGGCGCUGGCGGCAUCUCACCGAGCUUCUCUACCCCGGCAUCGGGAAGGAAGGCGAGCCGCCUAGCAGCCGUCUCAUGAAGGACGAUCAGCGGUUCCAGUGGCGCAGUCUCACCCUGUUCCUCGCCGCUCUUGGCGGUGCUUGCAUACAGGAGGGCCGCGUUGGCAACCUGUCGUCGAUCAUCCCGCUGCAAGCCCUUCCAGACAAGCUGCGCGUGCAGAGCAACUCGGAGGAUCUCGUCCAGACAUUCAUCAACGACGUGACAAACAUGCUGCUACACCCGGACGUGCACAUCCGCGACACUGCGCGCGACGCCCUCGGCAUGGAGCUCAACCACCGUCUGCACGGUCGCUUCCUCAAACACAUUGAGGGCCUGGUCCAGCAGCUCGCGAACACCGAGGUCAAGGAGGUCGACGCCUACUACUUGCUCAUGGACCAGGUCAUCGUCGUCCUCAAGCUCUUGAUCGACAGCCUAUCGCAGGAGGACUUCGUGGCCGUCGACAUGGCAUCGACGAUGCUCUCGCUCGGGCAGCAGCUGCCGCUCACUUCGGCGGCGUCCUCGGCGCGCCUUAAGAUCAAGUUUUGCCAGCUGUGUGAUAGCCUGUGGGGAAGGCCGGCUGCUCAGGUCAUCAAGAAGGAUAACGACUCGCGGCUCAAGUUGCUGGAUCUCGUAGUCGAAUGGAUGCAGGUUGCUCAGCCUGGCGACUACACUCAGUCAGAGUUGAACAUGGCGGCGUUGAGGACGAUGGUGGUGUUGUUGGACCACUUGCAGAUCCGGCCACCCGAUGACACGGGUCCUGGCGAUGAGAACGCUCAUGUCGUAGCAAGACUGUUCGCGAAGUACUCGUCAGCCUUGCUCCAGAGCCUCGAGAUAUGCCACAUGGACUUCCCGACGACGGAUAGCGCAUCGGAAUCCGGCUCCAUUCAGUUUAAGAUGAAGGCGUCGCAGCGGGAGGCUGAGCUCCGCGACCUUGUCAUAACCGGCCUCUCGCACCUAGUGAUAUCCAACAGCGAGAGCGGGUUCAAGCAGUGCUUGAGCCUGGCGUAUAGUGACGACAAUCUCAAGCGAACGAUCUUUUCGCAUGUCUUUGCACGUGUGCUCGGCCAGGGUGCCAGGCUGGAGGUUGAGGAGACCGUGAGCGGGGUGUCGCGUAUCAGUCGAUUAGCAGAGAUGGCUCUUGCUAUGGCUAUCUGUGAAGUCUGUCCGGCCGGGGAAGUCGAUACAAUCACCAACGUCCUGCUGGACCUGUUCGACACUCGUGAGCACGCGCUGCGUCUGAUUAAGCAGAUCAUCGACCGCGAGAUCGCCAACACCACGUCCGAGGCCAGUUUAUUCCGGAGCAAUUCCAUGUAUACCCGUUUCCUCUCUGCCUUCGCGCGUAAACACGGGUAUCACUACUUGCGAGGGCUCAUCGAACCGUUGAUACGGGUCAUGGAGGAGAUGCCUCCAGAUACCAGCUUCGAACUUGAUCCGGCGAAGGCUCCUGGCCAAGACCCUCUUCAGAACCAACAUAACAUUGAAGUGGUCGCAGGCAGCUUCCUGAACAUUGUCAGCUCCUCAACGCAAUCGGUGCCGCGCAUCUUUCGCGAAGUUUGUGCUUACAUAGCAGAUUCGGUGAUGCAUGUCUGGCCGGAGGCGAAGUUCGCUGCUCUUGGAGCAUUCGUGUUCCUGCGAUUCAUCUCGCCUGCCAUUGUUUCGCCCGAAGUUGUGGACGUGGAGAUACCGAAGACCCAUGCCAAUAUUCGCCGCGGACUGAUGGUGGUAGCGAAGGUCAUUCAAAACCUGGCGAACAACAUCUUCUUCGGCAAGGAACAGCAUAUGACGGUCCUGAACAAGUUCCUUGAGCUCAACAUCGCGAACGUCACCCGCUUCUUAAGCGAACUUCAUAAGAUCAGUCAACGGAUAGACGAUGAUCAAGACGAGUAUAUCGAGAGCAAUGCCGACAGCUCUGACGUGAUCGUGCUGCAUCGUUUCUUCCACAAGCACGCAGACAAGAUCGGCAAGGAAUUGCUGAGCAUCGCCAAACCCAACGUCGAGGCGAACUCCGCAGCCGUCAAUGGCAAGCACGCUUGGGACGAUCUUUGUGGUUGGCUUGUGGACCUUGGUCAGCCCAUGCAGCCCCCUCAAGCAUCGACUGCCAAGUCGUACGAGCACGCCAAGUACAUUGACCUCCUCUCGAAAUACGCGUCCAGGACCUCGAGAGUCGGUGAGGAUAUCUUCUUGCCGGUCGAGACCAUAAGGGACCGUGCAGUAUUCGUAUUCCGAUUGUCUAGGAUCGAUGUGGAGGGCCUUGACGUCGAGCUACUGAUGGCCUAUAUCUUGAAGCUCGUCUUACCCCGGGGCCGCGAUGAUCGCGACGUUGAGUUGAUCUUCGAUUGCACGACGUUUAGCCCGACGUCCGAAAUCCCCUUGCAAUGGCUCAGCUUCUGCCUCGACCUUGUGCCAGCCGACGUAAUCUCAAGAAUCAAGUGUCACUACAUUCUCAACCCGAACCAGGCCUUCGUGCGGUACAUGCGGAAGCUGUGUAAUAUGGCGGCAGACCGAUCGUACUUCGGCGAGACCAGGGUUUGCGACUCCCUCGAGGACCUCAAGACCUUCCUUCCCGACCUUGACAUUGCCACAUUGGAAGAAGCGGCACGACUUGAAGGUGAACCGGCAGAGGUUUAUCACGACGUCUUGUAUCGCGAGCAUCAGAGCCAAGUCCGCACUCCCGUCACGUUGUAUGUCGGCGCGACGCACAUGCGCAUAACAUUCGUCAGGAGAUGUCACGUAUCGACCUUCGCUUGCCAAUGCACGGAUAUCAUGCGCCUUACAGACAUCAGCGACGUGUACAAUGUCACUAUGGGCACUGAGCAGCACGAGUUCAUCAUGCGGAAAGGCAAGCAAGGGGUUACAAUGUACUUCAGCUCGCAGCAAAGGGAUGCGAUCAUCAAGUCCGUCAGGACUGCGAAAGGUCGCAUGAAGGACGUCCAAGCUCCUUCAGUCGAGCGGUUUGCCCGCUUCUCAAACAAGCCGGCGACUCUGCUGCACAUCGGACUGCUCAGUGUCGAUGUCAACGACGAGGAACUUCGUGCCGCUGCAUAUGACCUGCUGGGAGCCGUGUGCACGUAUCUCAACUACGACAAGAACCCUAUCAUCGCACCUAGAGCUGGCUUUGUCCCCGGCGAGCCGACAUUAUUCGCAAGACGCCUCAGCGAUUCCAUGGCCCAAUUCGCUCCUCAGCUUACUCUUGACUUCAUCUCCGAGGUGUCUGCUGCCAUGAACGCGAUGCGCAACUCCAUGGAACACCAACUCAGCUGUCUACUCUAUAUGAGCCCUUGGGUUAAGAAUCUAGCUCGCUUCACAGAUCCCACGAGUCCCUUGUACGACCGCUCGACAGCGCGAGUUCGCGACUGCAUCCGAACGCUAGCACAGCUGUCCAUCAAUUUCCCUCAGAUUGCUGGUCCUAUACAGCGUCACGUAUGGAGCGAAAUCGGCAAGCUGGAUAACACCAUCAUUGAAGCCACUCUCGAUGAGCUCAUUCGCAUCGCUGCGGAUGGUGGUGUUGGUACUAGUCGCUGCGAGACCAUAUCGCUCAUCGUUGCUUCCUUCACGUCGAUCCAUGUCAGGGGGAAGCUGCUAGCACGCCUGCGCAAAGUACUCAGCAGGGCAGCUUCGAGGAUGCCAAGGUCGCUACAUGAUCAUCCGUACUGGAACGAGAUAUCCGCCCUUGUCCGCCUAGUGCUCGUCGCCGGAUACCAGCACUCACCACCCAUCCACAACCAGGUCAACGUACCAGAGAUCAUACACCUGUGCUUCCUUCUGGCUGGAACUGGUCCAGCGCUCGUCAGGAAAUCCGUCUACGGCAUCGUUCUCAAUCUGUUGCAAGGGCUUUACCUAGCCCGCCUGGAGGAAGGGCCGGUGCCGAUGAUCAAGCAGUUGAUGGAGGACAUGGAGCACCGCGACACGCUACAGCUGUUCGGCCUUGCGCGCACGGCACCUACAAGCGAGUACAGCUCCUUUGACUUCCCUACGGACAAGGAGCGCCUCGACGCGCAGGAGAAGCUGGUCGAGAUUAUGAUCAGAGUUCUGGAAUGCGGUGCGCCGUCAGUAGGCCUACUCAACGUCUUCCGUGCUCGGUGGAUGAGUCUCGUCACUUCGUCGGCCUUCCAGCUUUCGCCUGUACAGAUGAGGUGCUUCACCGUCAUCGGUGCGCUCGCGAAGACCGAAGUCGACGAAGACCUCUUCUAUCAGAUGCUGGUCGCACUGCGGACAUCGCUCAGCAAUGCCUCUGAAAGCGAUACCAUUACGGUCGUCUCGAUCUUGCGUUGUAUGUGCCGCGUCAUCCCCGAGAUGAGCCCCGACUGUCGCUACCCGGCGCUGUGCUUCUGGUUAGGCGUGGGCCUCCUGCAGUCCAGCUACAUCGCGUUUUACGAAGAGGCCGCUUGGAUGGUGCGCGUCAGCUUGGAGACUUUGGAUAAGCACGAGGCCUUUGGGGACGAGAACUUGACGAACUACCUACUCAACGCACGCUCGCCGCUCGAAGAGACCGCCUGCCAAUUGGACAGAAUGCUCAAGAUCUCGUUCGACAGCAGCUUCUCGUUCUCGCUCGCCGCCAUCAUCUUCAAGGGCUUCCGGCACACUCAACUCGUGUCCGCCGCCGAGUCGGUACUGCGCACGUUGAUGGAGGUCACCGUCAAAUGGUGGGAGCGGGAGCACGGCAAUGUUCGCAGCGACGCACUCUGCCCCGACGCGUUGGGGUACUUUGCGGCCCUUGUUCCCGUCUCAACGACAGCAGCCGGUAUCACGAAGUCGAUUAGAGGGGCUCGUUUGGAACAUAUCGUUGACUUGGAAGGCGUAUUCGAACAGAUGGUUCGUGGCGAGGAAGUCCAACAGCCGUUGGUAGGCAUCGAGGUCUACAACAUCGGCGACGAGACCACCGCGCUCCUCGCCUCGACGUUCAUUGUUACGAUGCUGUCCACUGCGCAGGGAGAUGAUCUCGAGUCGGAGAUCCUGUUCGGUUGCCUCGCUGAGAUCGCUGCCCAUUAUCCCCAGGUCGUGGUCAUGGUCUACGAUAGCCUGCAAGAACGUGUCAAGGAUUCGCUCGCAUUGUCCGCCAACCCCUCCAUCAUUCGCCUCGUCGCCGACAUCUUUCGGGCUUGGCAGCACGAGUCCGCCAUUCGAGGCCUCGGGGCUGGCAAGGGAUCCUCCUCGACCUUGGGCACCGUCGACGAGACAGCAUCGCGUGGGCCGAGUCGCAAUCACAUCGCCGCCCUCGAGGAACUGGGCAUGGCAGGCCUUGCCGACACCUACAAGUUCCUGCCGCGCGGGGUAGGCACGGCCAUGAUCCAAUGGAUUCCGGAGCUCGUCGACGCUAUCAUCCGCGCAUAG
Messenger RNA from Schizophyllum commune H4-8, 7428 nucleotides. RefSeq lists its product as uncharacterized. Gene Ontology annotation, biological process: regulation of GTPase activity. The record is from RefSeq and is a predicted model, not a curated record. Bases 1 to 7428 code for a protein of 2475 amino acids. The transcript has 29 exons. Lineage: Eukaryota; Fungi; Basidiomycota; Agaricomycetes; Agaricales; Schizophyllaceae.